Messenger RNA from Nelumbo nucifera (sacred lotus), 2304 nucleotides. RefSeq names its product sorting nexin 2A-like. Gene Ontology annotation, molecular function: phosphatidylinositol binding. NCBI's taxonomy places the organism in Eukaryota, Viridiplantae, Streptophyta, Magnoliopsida, Proteales, Nelumbonaceae. The record is from RefSeq and is a predicted model, not a curated record.
ACCMUUAUUUCGAUUUCCCGAUCCAUCGCUCAUUUCUGAUGCCCGAAGCCACGUGCAGCUCCACCACUGAUAUUUCUUCCUGUUUGUCUUCCUUCCUUCUUCCUCUUUUCUUCCAUUCCGGCGCAAGAUAGCCUCCAUGGCAAACGCAUGAGUCAGAGUUUCUCAUUGCCCUCUGCAAUUUCCUGGAUUAGAAUUCCUAUCCACUUCUAUUUCUUAGAUUUUUUUCACUAUGAAGCUCAGGACGCUUUAGAAUUUUUCACUUUCCUUUAUUGCAAACUAUUCUGUUAUUUCACUGUUCAAUUUAAAAUCGGAACAAGAUGAUGGGUUCUGGUAACCAGGACUUCGAUGAAGCCCAGCUGUUUGCAUCUCGAGAGGAAAUGGAGAGCCUCAUUCUCGAUGAGCCUUCGAACGGAAAAUCUUUCUCUGAUUACCGGAGCGCGAUGUCUUCUGUCUCUGUCUCUGAAACUCACCAUCCAUUGUCGCCGCCAAUCGUCGGCAUAGGAGACAGCGACGACCCCCUGCUGUCGUCUCCAUCUUACAACAGAGACCAUCGAAACCCUAAUAUAUCCGAGAACUCGUACCUGGAACCCCCAUCUUACGCAGAUGUCAUCUUCAGUCCGUUCAGCGAUAAGAAUGGCGAGGUGAACGGAGUCGAGAACCCUAUCUAUGAUUCAGGAAAAUCCGGAGUUCUAUCGAGAUCAGCUUCGUCGAAUUCUGAGUACUUCAAGAUUUCGGUGUCAAAUCCUGUAAAAGAGCAGGAGACCUCGAAUUCGCUUGUUCCUGGAGGAAACACUUACUAUACGUAUCUGAUCACGACGAGAACUAACAUGCCCGAGUUUGGUGGAUCGGAGUUCAGCGUGCGGAGGCGCUUCAAAGAUGUGGUAACAUUGUCCGAUCGGUUAUCGGAGUCUUACAGAGGUUUCUUUAUUCCACCGCGACCGGAUAAGAAUGUAGUGGAGAGUCAGGUCAUGCAGAAGCAGGAAUUCGUGGAGCAGAGGCGGGUGGCCUUGGAGAAGUAUUUGUCUCGAUUGGCAGCACAUCCGGUGAUCAAGAAGAGUGAGGAGCUUAGGGUGUUUUUACAGGUUCAGGGGAAACUUCCAUUGCCAACGACUACCGAUGUGGCUUCCAGGAUGCUUGAUGGUGCGGUCAAGCUUCCAAAGCAGUUGUUUGGGGAAUCUGCUAGUGUAGUUGCUCCGCAUGAGGUUGUGCAGCCCGCCAAAGGAGGAAGGGACCUGUUGAGGAUCUUUAAGGAAUUGAAGCAGUCAGUAGCCAAUGAUUGGGGUGGCACGAAGCCGCCAGUAGUCGAGGAAGAUAAGGAGUUUCUAGAGAAGAAGGAGAAGUUGCAGGAUCUCGAGCAGCAGCUCAGCAAUGCAUCUCAGCAGGCUGAGUCUCUUGUCAAGGCCCAACAGGACAUUGGAGAAACAAUGGGGGAAUUGGGUCUAGCAUUUAUUAAACUAACAAAAUUUGAAACGGAGGAGGCCGUAAACAAUUCUCAAAGAAUACGAGCUGCUGAUAUGAAACGCGUGGCAACAGCUGCAGUUAAAGCAAGCAGAUUCUAUCGGGAAUCAAAUGCUCAGACAGUAAAGUAUUUGGACACACUUCAUGAAUAUCUUGGAUUGAUGCUAGCUGUCCACAGUGCAUUCUCAGAUAGGUCAAGUGCUUUAUUGACAGUACAAACUCUUCUAUCAGAACUGUCUUCCUUGCAUUCAAGGGCUGAAAAACUUGAAACUGCAUCAUCCAAAAUAUUCGGUGGCGACAGAUCCAGGAUUCGCAAAAUAGAAGAGCUGAAAGAAACUAUAAAAGUUACUGAGGAUGCUAAAAGUUGUGCAGUUAGAGAAUAUGAAAGGAUCAAGGAAAACAAUCGAAAUGAACUUGAGAGGCUAGACAGAGAAAGACGUAAUGACUUCUUGGGCAUGCUGAAAGGGUUUGUAAUUAAUCAGGUGGGAUAUGCAGAGAAAAUAGCAAAUGUGUGGGCAAAUGUUGCAGAAGAAACAAGUGGGUACACGAAAGAGAGCAGUUAAAAUCUGAUUGUAAAAUUUAGCCCCCCCUUUAAAUAUCUGCUGUCUUCCUCCUCCCUUCUAUUGCAUUUGUGUACAUUACUAGGAAAUAACGACACGUUCAUUCUCCAUUGUAAUAAAGGAGAGUACUUGGUAGAAUUAUCUUGAAAUUUGUCGAACUUUUCUUGGAUCUGCUACCGACGUAGUUGCCUGGUGCAACUAUGAAAUGUUGCUUAUGAACGCUCUCUAACGAGGACAGGGACCUGGUGGCGGAUAUGACAAAGAUUUGUCGUCCUUUUUUAGUUUU